Sclerotinia sclerotiorum 1980 UF-70 is the source of this 960-nucleotide messenger RNA. RefSeq lists its product with no specific name. The coding region runs from base 1 to 960 and encodes 319 amino acids. Lineage: Eukaryota; Fungi; Ascomycota; Leotiomycetes; Helotiales; Sclerotiniaceae. The transcript has a single exon. The record is from RefSeq and is a predicted model, not a curated record.
AUGGAGAAUUCAUUACUUGCACAGCAUUUGUACAAUACAGCCUAUCAAGUCCCCAAUAGUGACACCGAGACAGAAAGUUUAUAUGACGGAUUGUAUGGAGCAGAAAGUGAGCUCACAAGCUCAUCAUCAUCUUUUUACGAUGCAGCAUCAUCGAAGGAAUCCCUCAUACCAUUAUCCGAAAACCAAUCUUCAGCUUCAUCAAGCCCCUACCCCAGUCUACAUUGUCCAGCGAGAUUAGACUGGCAUUAUAUUGACCAACCUCUGGGUACGAAUUAUGCGAACGAUUUGUGGCUAAAACCACGGCGUCCGACUGCCGCCAGUGACUCGGACGAAGAUACAGAAUCACUCAAAAAGCAAAAGGACACACACCACCGGGACACACCCUCAAAGCUCGACCAAGGUUACAAUGGGAUCUUCGAAUACUUGACUCCAGCUAGCUCUCGAAAGCCAUUUGACACUCUAGAGCAACCUUCACCAACAACAACAGCAAAAACCUGCACAGAAGUAUCCCCAUCAGGGACAGUCGAGAACUUAACAGUCACCCCAACCAUGUCACCUUUCAAUCUCUAUCGUGAAAUCAUUGCUCAAAACCAAAACCAACCGCAAUAUGCCUACAUCGUUCUCCACGACGCCAUCCCCGUCGCAGCAGAAUCUCUCGCGACAACCACUGUCACUGGUGUUUACAUAACGCUUGAAGAAGCAAACAGCUUCGUAGAACGGGUUGCAGAUGAAACCUGUAGGGACGUACCAGAGGAACAUCUAACUCUACUCGUAGAUGAGGGGGCGUGUGCUUUCGAUAUUUUGGAUAUGGAGAGGCAUGUUCUGCAUAGGGUUUAUAUUGAGAAACAGGCUAUUAGGGGAGAGUGGAGUGAGAAGACGGAGAUUGAGGAGAUGGGUGUUUUGAGAGGUCAAGAAGAGGAUGAGGAAUUCUUUGAUGGAAUGGCAAAUUUGUCUUUGUGA